AUGGUAAUGGGCAGACCAAAAACAUCCGUGGGCACCGGUUUUGUUGCGCUGCUCUUGGGCAGAUGCUGCCUUGGCAGCAAACUCGGUCAACUUCCCCACGUCCUUGACGUCGUGAAAGUUCAAGGAGUUACGGCCGAGCUUGAGGGCAUCCGCCUCCGCGGCAUUCUCUUCGCCUUGGGACAGGUGGCAGAGGCGUUGUCCGAACUCUCCGACAUGGAAGGUCCUCAGGAGGUCUCCCCAAGCUGUAUCGCGGCCUUCUGGGAUGGGCCGUUCGCGCUCAGCAGCCAUCGCGUUCACAGCAUGGGAAGUCCAGUCUUCGAUAUCGAGGAGGAGAAGAAGGCGCCAGCUGAUCAGAGUUUGGUCCAGUGCUGGUGGGCGGAAGGCUCUUGUUGGGUGGUUCGCUUGGACUACACUGCAAGGGCCGACAUGGAGCAGGUGGUCACCUGGGCGACUGGCUCUGGGAUCAUGCCGGGCGUGACUGGCUCAGCGACCAUGUUGCUGUCUUUGCCACUUGCUUGUACGCUGCAGGAAGCAGCCCUCUACUUGGCCCCCCAGCUCUUAGACCUCAGGCAAAUGGAUGGCCAGGAGGCCGUGGUCACGCAAGCAUCUCUUCUUGAGAUCAGACCGGGGAGCUUCGAGGUUGCGAGGACACACCGCAACUUGUCAAGGUGGAUCCCUCAUGACUCUGGCAGAGCAUACCCGGAGGAAGCUGUCGACAGCUUCGGUGCCGAGUGCGUGCAGGCGGCCACGAGCAAGACUGCCAGCCUUGCAGGUUUUCGCUUCCACGAGAUCUUCGGCCGCGUGCUUUGCAGCCCUUCAGUCUACUCAAAUCCCGAGGAUUUCACUGGAGCCGCUGCUGGCUUGAAGAUCUAUGUGCAGUCGUUAACGAGCUCCUUGAAUGCAGACCGAUUGGUUGUGGCCAGCCUGGUUCGUGUGGCGCACAACUUUUCCUGCGACCCUGGGUUCUUUCCGUGCAGCAAGACCAGUUGGGAAGGUGAAUGGUCCGCUUGGCGUCAGCAUGCAGGAGAAGUUGCUUUCCUGCAGAAGAUUCUGACCGCCCCGCCAGAAGUCUUGGUGGGCUCCGCUGACGAAGCAGAUCUGAUCGUGGUACCUGGCCUGUUCCAGUUUGCCAGCUCCAAGCACAUGUUCCGACAGUUGCAUCGCAGCUGCCCGCGGGACAUCAUGAAGGAGCUGGAGCACUUGAAGUUCAUGCUUCCGGAGCAGACGCCGCACCUCUUCGUCUUUGCCGACCACAUGAACAACCUGAGGGAGAGUGAUCCUGGCGGGUUCAACUGCUACAUCUCCCGGCAUCCCGACAACAUCUUCAUCUCGCAUGGGUCAGAGUUGUCUGCACCAGGCUACAUCACAAUGCCUCCGGUAGUGACGGAAUCGGAGCUCCACCCCUGGAAUUCCGCUUCCGAGACGCGAGAGACCUUCCUGCUGUAUUCCGAGAAUGUGGAUUGCUGCCAUCCAGUUCGCAAAUACUUGCACGAUGUGCUGGUCAGCGAUUUGGGCAAGGCUCACUGCAACUCCCAGUGCAUUGUCGAGGCCACCCAGAGCGAAACUUCCACAUCCGAGACAGAUGGCAUUGAUCAAACGAGGGCGAUGCGGCAAGCGAUCUUCUGUCCCUUAGGGCCGGGUGAAGUUCCCCAUCGGCACAAGUUCUACAAGGCCAUCCUAGCCGGCUGCAUUCCAGUACUUUUCGACUUCCCAUCGUACUUUCCAGAGCAGAGGAGUUGGUGGAAAGAGUUUGGAUCUCCCUACCAGCUGUCGAUCCCAUUUGUGGAGGUGAUUCCCUAUGAGGAUUUUGUUGUGACAGUCCCUUGCACCGACAACUACACGCAGUCCGCGCUGGACAUGCUUUGGAAGAUGCGCUCCAUGUCGGCCAAGGAGAUUACUCGGCGACAAGACUCUAUGCGGAAAUGGCGUCACAUGUUGGCCUUCCGCUGGGAUGGUGAAGGGCCCGAUGCCUUUACCGCCAUCAUGCAGCAGAUUGGGGUGAUCUGGAAAAGAACCAAACGGAUCUGA
Messenger RNA from Symbiodinium natans, 2028 nucleotides. Lineage: Eukaryota; Dinophyceae; Suessiales; Symbiodiniaceae. The record is from the annotation of a GenBank genome assembly.